This is a messenger RNA of Dictyostelium discoideum AX4, 1221 nucleotides long. RefSeq lists its product as hypothetical. NCBI's taxonomy places the organism in Eukaryota, Evosea, Eumycetozoa, Dictyosteliales, Dictyosteliaceae. The transcript has 2 exons. The record is from RefSeq and is a predicted model, not a curated record. The coding region runs from base 1 to 1221 and encodes 406 amino acids.
AUGAGAAUAUUAUUAUUAUUAUUUUUAUUAAUAGUUGCAAACUUCCAUACAAUUAGUUCAAAUUGUAUAUACUAUGAUCCAUUAAGAAAUCAAACCUAUGAUCUAAAAACAAUAUUUAAACAAAAUGAAAAAAAUUAUUUUACUACAGGUAAUUCAAGUUUUGGGUAUAAUGGUGAACAUUUUUCAAUAAAUUUUAAUUUAUGUAAUGAUAUUGAUUAUAGUUAUUGUAAUGGAAUUUCAUCAAUUUGCCAAUAUUUCUAUGAUGAAAAUUCAUUCAAGGGUAUUUUCGACCUAGGAACAUUUUCAAAUGUUGAAUUUGACGAUAACCAAUUAACAAUAGUUUAUAAAAGUAUUGUAUUUGAUAAAAAUGGUUACAAUGAUUGUUCUGGUGCUAUUGAAAAGAAUAGAAGGGUUACAUACUUUAAUUUUCAAUGUGAUUAUUCAAUAGAUGUUAUUAAUAAUACCAAUGAAAUCGUUCCAAUUGAAGAUGGAUUUUGUAAAUAUCAAGUUUAUUUAAAGAGCAAAUCAUUUUGUACCACCACCUCCAACACUACUACUACUACCACUACUACUAGUGCUAUUACUUCAACCACUACCACUACCGCUACUACUACUACCAAUGAUAAUAAUGAAAAUGAAUGUUCGAAAUCACAUACAAUAUAUUAUAAUUCAAUUGAUAAUUCAUGUGAAUGUGAUUCUCAAUCAACUGGAAAACAAUGUGAAAUUUCAAAAAUGUUUUUUAGUUCGAUUUCAUAUGUUCAAGAAAAGGGUGGGUUAGUGUUUUUAAAUGGAUACUUUGGAACUGAAUAUAGGAAAUCAAAAUUUAAUAUUACAAUUGGCGAUAAUAAUGAAAAUUGUAGAAAUGUAACACAAUUAAGUGAAUCACUAAUUAAAUGUGAUAUUGGUCCUGGCUUUGGGUUUAAAGAUGUUUAUUUAGAAGAUAGAGGUUUAUCAAUUUAUAAACAAUAUCAAUUACAAUAUAUUGGUAAUAUUAAUACUAAUGCAAAUAAUAACAAUAAUAAUAAUGCAAAUGAUGAAAAUGAUAAUUCAUCAAAUUCAAUAAUAUCAGGUUAUAAAAUCGAAAUAAUAGUUUUAGCAUGUGCUAUUGUUGCUUCAAUUAUAAUAAUGAUAUUUACAUAUAGAUUCAUAAAGAAAAGACAAGAAAAAUUAAAAAUAGAGAAAACUCAACAAUUAAAUAGUAAAAAUAUAAUAAUUGCCUAA